This is a messenger RNA of Sorghum bicolor (sorghum), 1224 nucleotides long. RefSeq lists its product as uncharacterized. The transcript has 4 exons. Lineage: Eukaryota; Viridiplantae; Streptophyta; Magnoliopsida; Poales; Poaceae. The record is from RefSeq and is a predicted model, not a curated record. Bases 128 to 652 code for a protein of 174 amino acids.
CACAAGGCACAUCACUGCGGCUCCUAUACACAUAUAUAUCCUCGCGGCGGCCGUGCCUGUAUGUGCACGCACGGGAAACUACUUCCCCAACUGUGAAUUGUGGCAACAAGAAAGAAUUCGGGACUCGAUGGGCCAAGGAGCUGCCAAGGCCAAGCAAGGGGGUGAGGAUGCAGCGCAGAAGACCCCCGAGAAGGAGGACGCGAAGAAAGCGCAGAAAUCCAGCGACGCAAACGCGCUCAUCGAAUUCAUGAAGAAGAACUACGACGCCAAAGUGAAGAAUGUGACGGAGUUCGAUGAGUUCUACCACGCCAUUUACGAUCUUAUCGAAAAAUUUUGCGAGCAGCGUGGGCAGUUGCAGUACAGGAUACCAUCAAAAGACGACCUCAAGAAAAAGUACCAGGAUUUCCACAGGGCAAGGGGGAACGUGACCGCAGAGGAAUUUGAGAAAAUCGCCAGGGAAAUUCUCAAGAUAGACAGCUUCACCUUCGGCAAGGCUGCCAUCGAUAUGCUCGUCAUCCUCUUUGGCGCGCCGGUGUGCGCGCUCCUCGCCAAGAGGGUCGUCCCAGGCCUCAAGGCGAUCUCCGACGACAUCGUCAUCCCGGCGGCCACCUCCGGAGCCGUCGUGUACCUCGUCAAGUCCAACAAGAUCUAAUGUAAUGCGACAGGCAGACCCCUUGGGUGAAAUUGUGUAUUGUAUAUUCAAAAUUCACUUUCCAGGAAGCAACAGGGUGGUACAUGUAUUUUACCGGAAUAAAUGCCAAUGUGUUGUGACCUGCUAGGCUUAAAAAAUAGUACUGUUGGCUGAUUUCUCGUAGAUCAUGCCAUUAGUACUCUUGGUUUGAUUGAUAAGCCAUAGCAAAAAGUACCGUUGGCUGAUUUCUUGUGAGAAAAAAACACUGCUGAAUGACCGACAUGAUUCGCCUGAUAAGCUCAAGCGAAUAGGCUGUUUGUUUGGUCCGUGAGAAUUAUAAUGGCUGAGUGGACUAAAGCGGCGGAUUGCUAAUCCGUUGUACAAUUUUUUUUGUACCGAGGAUUCGGAUCCCUCUCUUUCCGCCCCUCGGAUCAUUUGGGACUUUCAAAUUGUAAUGAAUUCUGACCCCCGGAUUUUCUCAUAAAUAAAUGUACGAAAUAAAUUCAAUUUUAAUUUAAAAGAAAAAAUUCCCAAAAAUUUUGGAUUUUUACUCCUCACGCCCAAGAUUACGUCCUGGGUCAUUAGGUAAGAAU